Trichoderma citrinoviride is the source of this 1329-nucleotide messenger RNA. RefSeq lists its product as hypothetical. The transcript has 2 exons. The coding region runs from base 1 to 1329 and encodes 442 amino acids. Gene Ontology annotation, cellular component: actin cortical patch. Gene Ontology annotation, molecular function: phosphatidate phosphatase activity. The record is from RefSeq and is a predicted model, not a curated record. Lineage: Eukaryota; Fungi; Ascomycota; Sordariomycetes; Hypocreales; Hypocreaceae.
AUGGACAACAACAACAACAAAGACCAAGUUUUGGACUUUAUCCCCUCCGAGGUGGCCAAAGAGAUGCAGCUGCGGACCAGGAAGCACGCCAAGUUCGACGAGAUCGAGAAGAAGCUGCCCGACCCGCGGGCGUCGGUGCCGUAUGGCUUCUCCAUCAGCAACGUCCUCAACGAGAUGAGCAUUCGGGUGCCCUUUUCCAAGGCCAUUGCCAAGGGCGACAUUGUUUGGCUCUUUGAUAACACGGCGUACAAGCAACAGCAGCAAUCCCCAUCAGCAUCAUCUUCAUCAUCAUCAUCGUCAGCUCAAGGUGACCACGACAACAACAACAACAACAACACCCCAUGGCAAGCAGAGUUCAUCAUGGCCGUCUUCGAAGACGAGCCAAAAUGCAAAGUCACCGACAUCGUCGCCGGCAUCGCGAGCAUCCUCGGCCUGGCGGACGAAGCGGAGGAGCUCAAGACGAUCGAGCAGCGGCUGCUGCCGUUCCUGUGGGACAUUCGCGCGGGCCGGGCGGCGACGGUGUCGCAGCAAGGGGGCUCGGAGCUGAAGCUGGGGCCGAGCGGGCUCAAUGGCAUUUCGACCAACGUGCUGCCGCUGGUGCACGAUGCCGAGAAGGCGUCGCAUCAUACGAAGAAGGCGACGUGCGACGUCGAGGGCGUGGGGGGCGUCCUGAGCAUGGAGACGCAUUUUGCCGGCCCUGAAGGAUGGGGCAUCAUAUCAGACAUUGACGACACCAUCAAGAUCACCACGACAAGCGACCCCGUCGGCAUCCUCAAGGAAACGUUCAUCAACCAGCCCCGCCCCGUCCCGGGCAUGCCCGAGCUCUACGCGGGCAUAAAGUCCCUCCUCCCGCGCGACACGCCCUGGUUCUACCUGUCCGCCUCGCCGUACAACCUGUACCCCUUCCUCAAGGGCUUCCGCGACGAGCACUUCCCGCAGGGCACCUUCAUCCUGCGGGACUCGAGCUGGAAGACCAUCACGGGCUUGCUCUCCUCGCUGACGAUGGGCACGGAGGAGUACAAGGUGGAUCGGAUGAAGAAGGUGCACGGGUGGCUGCCCAGGAGGAAGCUGAUUGUCUUUGGGGACUCGACGCAGUCUGAUCCCGAGGCCUAUGGCGAGAUUUACCGAAUGUUCCCGGGCUGGAUCCGAAUGAUCUUCAUCCGCAAGGACACCGACUCGGCCGCCAUUGGGCUCGCGGAGAAGAACGAGCCGCAGCGCUUCGAGAAGGCGUUUACCGGCAUUCCCCGGGAUGCCUGGCACGUCUUUGAGGAUCCGGACGAGUGUCUGGACUUGGUCAAGAAUGUGAUCCAGAAGCACUCUUCAAGUUGA